ACUCGAGUCUAUCGUUAGUGUCACUGCUAUGACAACAGGGAGAUGGCUUCAAGCAAAUUGAUGAGGCACACGCAAAAUUAGAUUUUUAUCUGAACUGCGAACCCCAGACGUUCAGACAGGCUCGUCUUGUUAGAGUGUCACACACAGACCACUGUCCAAACCUCCCUCUGGGUCCUGGAGUCAAAGAAACAUCAGCAUGUAGCCUAUAUCGGCCAACUGUAAGAGUAGUAUGUCUCUGUUCAAGGCGCGUGAUUGGUGGGCCGCGGUGCUGGGCGAGGGGGAGGAGUUUGACCAGGGAUGCCUGUGUGUCGGAGAUGUGGACAACAGCGGCAGCGGACAUGAUAAGAUCGUGGUGGGCAGCUACAUGGGCAUGCUGCGGGUCUUCUCCCCCCACCCUGCCAAGCCUGGAGAGCCCAGCCCGGCCCACAGCCAGCUACUGGAGGUGCAGCUCAGAGACCCCGUCAUCCAGGUUGAAGUGGGCAAGUUUGUCUCGUGUUCAGAUCUGCUUCAUCUGGCUGUGCUGCACCCCAGAAAACUGUCUGUGUACUCUGUCUCAGGUACUGCUGGUAAUGUGGAGCAUGGGGUUCAGUACCAGCUCAAGCGGGUCUAUGAGCACAACCUCCAGAGGACCGCCUGCAACAUGACCUAUGGAACCUUCGGAGGGGUCACAGACCACCACUCUAUGUGUAUCCAGUCCAUGGACGGCAUGCUGAUGUUCUUUGAGCAGGAGAGUUACUCAUUUGGCCGUUUCCUCCCUGGCUUCCUCCUGCCUGGUCCUCUGUGUUACUGCUCCCGCACUGACACCUUCCUCACUGUGUCCUCAGCACGACAGGUGGAGAGCUACAGGUAUGAGACGCUAGCGGUGGCCACGGAUGCAGAGACCAGACAGGAUGCUGAGCAGCAUGGCAAAACUGCAGGGAAGAGACUGACGGCUGACUGGACCCUGGUCCUGGGGGAGCAGGCCUUGGACCUCAGUGUCCCCUCCUUCUCUCCGUCCUCAUCCUCCAUCUUUGUUUGCGGCGAAAGGAACCUGUACUGCCUCAAAGACAACGGACAUAUCCGCUUCAUGAAGAAACUGGAGUACAACCCCAGCUGCUUCCUCCCCUACUCCUCAGUGUCUGAAGGCACCACCAACACCCUGGUCGGUAACCAUAACAACAUGCUGCUGGUGUACCAGGAUGUGACGUUGAAGUGGGCUGCCCAGCUCUCCUGUUCCCCCGUGGCUGUCAGGCUCGCUAACUUCCCGGACCUGAAGGGUGUGGUGGUGACCCUGAGCAAUGAGGGCCACCUGCAGUGUUCCUACAUGGGCACAGACCCCUCCUUCUUCUCCACGCCCAAGGUGGACGCCCGCGAACAGGACUACUCCCAGAUCGACACUGAGAUGAAGAGUCUGCAGAGAGUCAUCAGACAGGCCACCAGGACCCAGGCUGAUAUUCUUCCUGUCGCAGAGACAGAUGAGGAUCUGACUGUUACAGCCACAGUCUCCACUAACAUGGACAGCACAUCGCAAGCACUCAUCCCGGACAUUGAUGGUCUACCCGUCCCCUCAGUCACAGUGAAGAUCAAGGUGACGAGUCGCUGUGCGUUGCAGGGUCCUAAACUGACUGUGUGUGUUCAGCCUCCACUGGCUGUCACCCAGGAUCAGCUUGUGUUGGAACCUCUGGGUGUUGGGUCUAUCACUGUGGUGGCGUUCUCUGCCUUCCUGAAUGGGCACUAUCCACCAGCAGACCUGACUGGAGACGUGGCCGUAUCUUACAGCUCUCCUACAGAGCUCAACCCUGCAGGCAUCCCGAGGGUGGCCCAGUGUAAGUUCUCCCUGCCCCUCCGUCUGGUCUGCUGCCCCUCCGCCCCCUCCAAGAACGCCAAGUAUAAGAUCACUGUGGAUACCAACAAACCGCCGGUCAACCUCAGCGAGGUCUUCCCAGACUUUCUGGAGAAGUCUGAGGACAAGGAGGGAAACGCUCUGGCCUUCCACUUCCUCUCAGGGCCCAGAGUCACUGUAAUGGCCUCCAAGACCUCCCAGCGCUACCGUAUCCAGAGUGAGAGUUUUGAGGACAUCUGGCUGGUGGCUAAGGAGUUGGUGCAGCGCUUCGACCGCCACUUUGCCAAGCAGGGAGUCAAAGACUUCAGAAACAGCUUUGCAGGCCCUAUACCUCUGGCUGAGUACUUUGAGACUGUCGACCACCACUUUGAGCUGCGUGUGAGUGCAGAGAAGUACCAGGACCUCCUGUCAGAGCGGGCGGUCCAGUUCAGAGCCAUCCAACGCCGUCUCCUGACCCGCUUCAAAGACAAGACCCCCGCCCCCCUACAGAACCUAGACACACUGAUGGAGGGCACCUACCGCCAGGUGAUAGCAUUGGCAGAUGCAGCGGAGGAGAACCGGGCAUGUCUGAAUCAGGCGUUUGUCCGUCUGCGCAGCGCCACCCACCUCCUCAUCCUCCUGGUCUCCCUGUGGCAGGGCCUCAACACAGAGCAGAACACCAUCCUGGAGGCUACACUGUUACCCCUGCUACAGGACACACCACAGCUGGGUUGGGAGGAGAGUGUGGACGCGGCCGUGUCUCACCUCCUGAGGACCUGUCUGUCUCGCAGCCCUAAGGAUCAGGCCCUGUCUCUGUCCACCUCCCAGCUCAACAUGCCCAAAGACACGGUCCGCCUGAAGAAGCACAUCACCCUGCUGUGUGACCGCCUGGGCAAGGGUGGACGGCUGUCCCUGGCCUCCGAGGCCAACGUACCCACACCAGUCAUGAUGCCAGGGGGCUGUGAGCCAAUCGCGGAGGCUGUUACGGACCUGGAGGAGCCGCCCCUGCAACAAGAGUCUGCCACCAAGUUCAUCAAAAAGAAACAGCCGUCCAAGAAAGUCAAGUCCAAGACAGAUAAAGAUUCCAAGGACAAGAAAGUGUCUGCUGAGGGAGCAGUCAAGGAGACAGUGGAAGAGACUGCAGAAGAGCCUGUGAAAGAAGUGAAGAAAGAAAAGAAGGACCCCUCUAAGGAAAAGAAGGAGUCGACCAAGGAGCCUAAAGAGCCCAAGGACCCUGGGAAAGAGUCAAAAAAGGAGUCUUUGAAAGAGUCCAAGGAAAAGAAGGAGUCCUCCAAGGAAAAGAAGGAGUCCUCCAAGGAAUCUGGAAAGGAGUCUUCUAAGGACACCAGCAAAGAGUCUUUGAAGGAGCCUGGGAAAGAGAAAGUGUCAAGAAAGUCAUCUGUGAAGGUCAAGGAGAAAAAGAAAGAGCCAGAUGCUGCUGCUGGAGAGGGCUGAUAAUUUCAUGCAAUAAUUACAUUCAGAUACACACACACACACACACACACACACACACACACACACACACACACACACACACACACACACACACACACACACACACACACACACACACACACACACACACACACACACACACA
Messenger RNA from Oncorhynchus gorbuscha (pink salmon), 3399 nucleotides. It is a transcript of the gene bbs9, whose product is annotated as Bardet-Biedl syndrome 9. Gene Ontology annotation, cellular component: BBSome; membrane. Gene Ontology annotation, biological process: cilium assembly. The record is from RefSeq and is a predicted model, not a curated record. The transcript is spliced from 24 exons. The coding region runs from base 230 to 3256 and encodes 1008 amino acids. NCBI's taxonomy places the organism in Eukaryota, Metazoa, Chordata, Actinopteri, Salmoniformes, Salmonidae.